This is a messenger RNA of Empidonax traillii (willow flycatcher), 1329 nucleotides long. RefSeq lists its product as uncharacterized. Lineage: Eukaryota; Metazoa; Chordata; Aves; Passeriformes; Tyrannidae. Gene Ontology annotation, cellular component: nucleus. The record is from RefSeq and is a predicted model, not a curated record. The transcript is spliced from 4 exons. Bases 82 to 1329 code for a protein of 415 amino acids.
GCGAGGGGAUGCGGUGCGCCCGCGCCGCGUGCUGUGCCGAAGCGGCUCUUUAGAUCCUCCCCGGCCCGAGUCUCCCAUGCCAUGGAUGCCUCCGGGGCUCUUGCUUCGGCUCCCUCCUCCGCGGCUCCCUCGGGCUCCCGCAGCCCCCUGUUCCCCCCCGGAGCCGACAGAGAGGAGUGGGGACCGAGGUUCAAUUGUGCCCCUUCCACCUCUGCCGCAGCCUCGCAGGCGAUGCCAGCGUCUGGCCGGAAGAGGAAGGCCAACUUCUCCAAUGACGAGACCGAGACGCUGGUCUGGAAUGUGGUCCGGCAUUUCAGCGCCCUGUACGGGUCCGAGGCCCUGCGGGCUCACCCCGUGCGGCGGAAGCAGCUCUGGACCCAAAUCCAAAGCCGCGUCAACUUCCUGGGCUACACCGAGCGCUCCAUCGACGACCUCAAGCACAAGUGGCGCGACCUGCGGCUGGACGUCAAGAAGAAGAUCACCUCCAAGAAGCACCUGCCCAUGAACCGCGCCGGGGGGCCGCUCCACAAGCCGCGCCUCACGCCCCUGGAGAAGAUGGUGGCCUCCACCUUCCUGCAGGCCAGCCACGACUCGGAGCCCGAGAUCAUCCUGGACCCGGAUCUGUUCUUCCCUGGCGCCUCCAAGCAGCCCUUCAUGCACCUGCAGCCUGGCGUGAGCCACCCCAGCAUCUACAUCGACACCAACGGGCAGCCCUCGGCCCUGCCGGACGUGGAGGGCUCGGCCGCGCCGCGGCUGCCGGGACAGAGCCCCGACCCCGCCGGCGGCACCGACUACGGCCGAGGAGAGGGGCAGGGCGGCUCUGCCGAGUCGGGGCCGGAGCUGCGGACUCCAGACGUGUCGGCCAUCUCCCCAUCCCUGCGGAACGAGUCCCUGGUCUCCUACGCCUCCAUGUCGGAGGAGGAGGAACGGGAAGGCCGGGAGGUGGAGCGUGGCCACGGCGGGGCCGCGGGGAUGCAGCCGGGGCCCGAGGCCCCCAUGUCUGCGGAGGAGGACAUGAAGCUGUCCCGCCAGGCCAUGCUGAUCCGCCGCUGCAGCUCCCAGGGCUCCGUCACCUCCCUGCCCGAGGACUCCCUGAACCCCGCGGACGCUCACUCGGACUGGGGGCACGAGGGGGUGUCCGACCUGCCCGCCCUGGGCCGCGGGAUGGACUCUGCGCAUCCCGAGGAGCAGGCGGGGGGCCCGGGCCCGGAGAUGGGCGCCUUGCCCAGGGUACUGAUGGGGCCCACCUGGGAGAAGGCCCCGGCGGACGAGGAGCCCCCGGCCCGUUCCCCGCUCCACGGCGCCCUGACCGAGGAAUCGAGUGUCUGA